AUGCCUGUAAGCCGUUUGGAUGUGAUUUACCGGAAAAUAUUGCUCACGCGGUUUUUCACAAAGGGAUGGGGAUGUCCAGAUAAUUUGUUAAGGUUGUUCGAAUUUAGGAAAAUAAUAUCCAACAGGGAAAAAUGCUAUCAAUUAGUGCCAAAAUACUUCCCCAUAACUAUACUAAAUGAGCAAAAAAGAUCAGAUUGUAGGAUUAUCGAAGGGAAGUUUAGGAGCCCUUUUGCCCUACAUUUACCCAACCUAGUAUCCCUAGAGGUGCAAGACGCCUAUUUUCAAAUGGUUUUGCCCCUUAAGUGGAAAGACAAUAGAUACAAACCAAUCUGUAUACAAUUAGCUGGAACAGGCGAUCAUUACUUUUGGAGACGCCGAAAUAUAAUGGCAAUGCCCUUACUAAAAGAAGGAAUAGGCUCAAUAAUCCUAGAAAAUCCUUACUAUGGCUUAAGAAAACCCAAGGAUCAAAUUCGAUCAAGCUUACACUAUGUAUCAGACAUAUUUAUUAUGGGUGGUUGCCUGAUACUUGAAUGUUUAGUUUUAUUGAACUGGUGUGAAUCGCUUGGGUUUGGUCCCUUGGGAGUAACAGGAAUCUCAAUGGGAGGACAUAUGGCCUCAUUAGCUGCUUCAAACUGGCCUAAGCCCUUAGUGCUUGUACCUUGCUUAUCUUGGUCUACAGCAUCAUCAGUUUUUACAGAGGGGGUAAUGAGCGAAUCCAUUGACUGGGACAUGUUACAAAAUCAGUACAAUAGCGAUGAUAAGUACAAUUGUAUGUUAUCAAAGCUAUGUAAAAUAGUGGACGAUCCAUUUGCUUGUAAUCUUACAAGAAUACCAGAGUUUGCGAUUAAUUUUGAAGAAUUAUAUGAGUUUAAAAAUAGCUACGUUACGCCGUACGAAAUGCUGAAUGUAAUGAAGAGCGGGCAAUGCUCAGAGGUGGCGUAUAAAACUACAAAAACAUUUAAUAGCACAGUAAUAAAUCUUUUGAUCAAAGGUAAAAAAGCGUUGGAGAUGAAAAAGAGAGACAAAGAAGCGUUGUGGUUCAUGCGGGGCAUGAUGGACGAAUGCACUCAUUUAAAGAAUUUUUCUGUGCCUGUAGACACUUCCUUAAUUAUUUCUGUAUGUGCCAACGACGAUGGGUAUGUGCCUCGUACUGGAAUUAGUAGACUUGAAGAUAUCUGGCCAGGGGCUACAGUGAAAUAUGUGGAAUCUGGUCAUGUUGGGGCAUAUAUUUUUCACAGAAAAUUAUUUAGGGACUCAAUCGUAGAGGCUUUUAAUAAAGCCAAAACGAAAACAAACCCCCCUACAGUCACUAACGUAUUAUAA
Molecule: messenger RNA, 1323 nt
Organism: Brassicogethes aeneus
Lineage: Eukaryota; Metazoa; Arthropoda; Insecta; Coleoptera; Nitidulidae
Source: the annotation of a GenBank genome assembly